GAAAUUUAAAUCCACUAACAAAACUAACCAGAACAAUAUAGUCUUUUACUCAAAUGCCCAUGUCUAGUUUUGGUUUUGAGAGGACAAAGAAGUCAUCAACCAAUAUAAAGUGUGUCAGUAGCGCAAUGUGUUCUUUCAUGUAAUAAAAACACAUAAAGUGUCUAUUUGUGUUAUAAACUCAAACAUGAGUUUUUGUGAUUUUUGAGAUAUUCUGUAUUAUAAUUUAAAUUAUUUUGUUGUAAAAAUAAAUAAAUUAAAUUACAUUAUUUUAUUAUAUUGGAUUAUUACUAUCUUUUGGAUAAAACGAUAAUCGGAAAGAUUUGACUCGAAAAAGAAUAAAGAAAAAGACCAGCGAUACCGUAUCUAUUAAAUUAAAUUGUAAAUUAAUAAAGUGGUUAAUAAAUUAAUUGAGAGAGAACAGCGCCAGCGAAGGUUUCUGAUUGGAAACGAAACCGAAGUGAAACCGUGUAGAAGACAACAGCAAAAAUCAAACUCCUGUUUCUCUCAAUUACUCAAUUUCUCUUUGACCAUCGUCCUCUGCUUUCGAUUCCGAUCUUCUCUUUUGCUAUCCGAAUCGAGAAACGGCGUCUGGUUAAUGCCUGGAAGCCACGGGGAGAUUACGGUGGUUGAACAGAACAGAGUCGUUAACGACAACAAGAAGACAAGGAAGAAUAAGAAGAAGAAGGAGGAGGGCGAUGAUGUCGAGAACGGGAACCAAUUAAUAGUGCCCUCGAAUUCAAAACCCAGGAAGCAAUUUACAGACAGGUUCGGAAAGAAACACAAAUCACGUUCUGGGUCGUGUAAGGGAGGAUGCUUUUCUGUGAUGAGACCUCGAAGAACAGAGGAGGAGGAGGAGGAAGAGGGUUCUCCUUCAUCUUCAGCUCAUGAUAUGCUGAGAGUUAUGUUGGAGAACAAUGAUUACUUCUCUGACGAGUGCAAUCCACAUCGAUGAUUUUGUGUAAGCUUUGAUGAUCAUUGCUGUUUGGGGGGGGGCGGGGGGAUGGGGGGAUUAUUCUUUUUUAAUUUGUUGCUGCUCAAUUUGUAUAGUACUUUUUUCUUCAUCUUCUGGUUAAGUCAAUCAAUGCCUAUGAGUGUUUUUCUUAUGAUGAUAUCUAAAAAAGAAGAUUCUUGUCUUAACAGAGA
Molecule: messenger RNA, 1143 nt
Organism: Brassica napus (rape)
Lineage: Eukaryota; Viridiplantae; Streptophyta; Magnoliopsida; Brassicales; Brassicaceae
Exons: 1
Coding region: 596-952 (118 amino acids)
Source: RefSeq, a predicted model, not a curated record